GGCGCCGCCGCCGGUUCGUCUACCCUUUCCCUCAGCCGCCUCCUUUCAACCUUGUCCACCGUCGGCGCGGCCUCUGGUGCAGCAGCUGCGGCUCCCGUACCUGCCGCAGCGCGCUCCCCAUCUUCCCUCCCCACCAGAUCCCGGAGUUCACCCGCCAUGGCUUUACUCACUGCGGCCGCCCGGCUCUUGGGAGCCAAGAAUUCAUCCUGUCUUGUUCUUGCUGCCCGACAUGCUAGUGCUUCUUCCACGAAUUUGAAAGAUGUGUUGGCUGACCUGAUCCCUAAGGAGCAGGCCAGAAUUAAGACCUUCAGGCAGCAACAUGGCAAGACGGUGGUGGGCCAAAUCACUGUGGACAUGAUGUAUGGUGGCAUGAGAGGCAUGAAGGGACUGGUAUAUGAAACAUCAGUUCUUGAUCCUGAUGAGGGCAUUCGUUUCCGAGGUCAUAGUAUCCCUGAAUGCCAGAAGCUGCUGCCCAAGGCUAAGGGUGGGGAAGAACCCCUGCCUGAGGGCUUAUUUUGGCUGCUGGUAACUGGACAGAUCCCAACAGAGGAACAGGUUUCUUGGCUUUCAAAAGAGUGGGCAAAGAGGGCAGCCCUGCCUUCUCAUGUGGUCACCAUGCUGGACAACUUUCCCACCAACCUACACCCCAUGUCUCAGCUCAGUGCAGCCAUUACAGCACUUAACAGUGAAAGUAACUUUGCCCGAGCAUAUGCAGAGGGUAUCAACCGAGCCAAGUACUGGGAGUUGAUUUAUGAAGACUCUAUGGAUCUGAUCGCAAAGCUACCUUGUGUUGCCGCAAAGAUCUACCGAAAUCUCUACCGGGAAGGCAGCAGUAUUGGAGCCAUUGACUCCAAACUGGACUGGUCCCACAAUUUCACCAACAUGUUAGGUUAUACUGAUGCUCAGUUCACUGAGCUGAUGCGCUUGUACCUCACCAUCCACAGUGACCAUGAGGGCGGCAAUGUAAGUGCCCAUACUAGCCACUUGGUAGGCAGUGCCCUUUCAGACCCUUACCUGUCCUUUGCGGCAGCCAUGAAUGGCCUGGCAGGGCCUCUACAUGGACUGGCAAAUCAGGAAGUGCUUGUCUGGCUUACACAACUGCAGAAGGAAGUUGGCAAAGAUGUAUCAGAUGAGAAGUUACGAGACUAUAUCUGGAAUACACUCAACUCAGGACGGGUUGUCCCAGGCUAUGGCCAUGCAGUACUAAGGAAGACGGAUCCACGAUACACCUGUCAGAGAGAGUUUGCUCUGAAACACCUGCCUAAUGAUCCCCUGUUUAAGCUGGUUGCUCAGCUGUACAAGAUUGUGCCCAAUAUCCUCUUAGAACAGGGAAAGGCCAAGAAUCCUUGGCCCAAUGUAGAUGCUCACAGUGGCGUGCUGCUCCAGUACUAUGGGAUGACGGAGAUGAAUUACUACACAGUCCUGUUCGGGGUGUCCCGGGCACUGGGUGUACUGGCACAGCUCAUCUGGAGCCGGGCCUUGGGCUUUCCUCUGGAGAGGCCCAAGUCCAUGAGCACGGACGGUCUGAUGAAGUUUGUGGACUCUAAGUCAGGGUAAAACUGAAGACCAGGGGAAACUGGCUACCAGGAAGUGCAGAAACUUAAAAAAAAAUGUAUACUUUCGUUUUUUGUUUCAGGGGGCCUUUAAAGACUUAAGAUUAAAUUGUAUCUGAGGCACUGAAAAUAUGUUCGAGGUUCACGUACAAAUUAAGACUUGAAAAGAUCAAAAGUGAUGCCCCUAUCCGCUAACCAGCUUCCUUCCCUCUGCCUGAUUUGAGCUGCCCAUCAACUGUGGGGUGACCAGGGCUAGUGCAUGUGGUAUGGGUUAGGUUUGGCUUCCCACCAUCUCUAGAGUAAGAAGCAGGCUCCUCUUUCCUUAGGUCAAAGCUGGUCGCAGAGAAUCUGCAGUCACUUUGGAGUUUUGCUUCUACUCUGCCCAGUCCUUAAUAGGCCAGCAAACUAGAACUCCGCCCCUUCUGUUUCCAUAGGAAUCAUGUUGGAUUUUCAGCUGUACCAAGCCCUGUGACCUUCUCCCAUGCACACAGACCCCUCCUAGCAAGACCUGCUGGUUAGCUGGACAUGCUUUGACAAUUUUUUAUGCUAUUGGGUAACCACAAAGGCAUGGCAUUUGUUGUGACUAGUGCCCGGUGUUUUGAAUUCAGUUCUCUUUAAAAAUUAUACCAUUAAAAUUAAGGUAGGGGAGUAUUCUGUUUCCCACUACAUUACUACUCAGCCUCCUUCCAGACUUUCUAUACCAGUUGCACCUCAAACUGGGGAUGCUGUGAACUCCCCAUCUUGGUCCCCACUCAAGACCUCCUUCAGCAGGUCUGUCUCACCUGUGGUCUUCCCUGUUUUGUUUUUUAUCAGUGCUUAAUGUGAACUAAACCUUUUACUUCCAUUAGACAGAAGCCACUCCCCCUGGUCUCCCCACCUUUGAAUCUACUGGGGCCUAGAGCAGGGGCUCAGGAAUGACCCGCACGCUAUCUUCAUGGUCUGUCCCAGGGGUACAAGCAUCUCUCUUUGAACAGGGAAAUGACCCAAGAUUGGACAUAGUUGCCUUUGUGUAUCAGGUCCUGAGGCUGGGGGCAUUACAGAUGGUCAGGCUCCCUCCUCAUCCCCUGCCACGGGGAAACGCUCCCUUAUUUAUCAGUGUCCUUCCCUGUCCCUUCCCCAAGUGCUCACAGGAGAGUGUUUGUUUUAGAAGCCCCAUCGGUACAGGUUUUCAGUGACUCAGAAUGCUCUACUGCCUUUUCUUUAAGAAAGGAUUGAGAUACACUCCUACCGUGCCCCCUUCCCUUGAGACUCCUGCCUGUGUUUGUGUGGACCCCCGAGCCCCAGAGCCACGCUGUUAGAUGGACACACUGUAAACCCCUGGGUGACUGUCAAGUGAUGAUGCAGACUUGAGGUCGUUCUGUAUAAAAUACAAAAUAAAUGUUUUUAUUAACAAUG
Messenger RNA from Lepus europaeus (European hare), 2948 nucleotides. It is a transcript of the gene CS, whose product is annotated as citrate synthase. Gene Ontology annotation, cellular component: mitochondrial matrix. Lineage: Eukaryota; Metazoa; Chordata; Mammalia; Lagomorpha; Leporidae. The transcript has 11 exons. The record is from RefSeq and is a predicted model, not a curated record. Bases 157 to 1557 code for a protein of 466 amino acids. Gene Ontology annotation, biological process: carbohydrate metabolic process; tricarboxylic acid cycle; citrate metabolic process.